AUGAGUUAUUGUUUAUACAAAAAUUCUGUAGGAAAGAAAUUGACCGGCGAGGUUUGCAAAGGAACAAAUAAUUUAAGAGCAUGUCGGGGAGGAAAUUUAAUUGACAAUGUUCUAGACUGGGAACAUGAUUUGCCUGAGAGCGAUCUGGAUUUAGCUUUCAUGCACUCAUCUUUGGCAGAUUUGAAUAUCUGCCUAGGAACAACACUGCAGAUUGUGCCAAGUGGUAAUCUUCCUCUUAGGAAUAAACGAUAUGGUGGGAGAUUAGUCAUCUGUAAUCUACAAACGACAAAGCAUGAUAAAAAAGCAGAUCUUGUUAUUUCAACAUAUGUUGAUACAAUUAUUGAAAAAAUUGCAAAAAGAUUGGGUGUAGAAAUUCCUGCUUAUAUGGAUCAAAUAGAUCCAACCAGAGCCAACCCUUGUUCUCUAGAGUGGACUAUUCCUUUGGGAGAUGUGAAAACACUAGACAAGCAGUACUCCAAAACCAUACGAUUAUUAACGAAGAAUCGCAAGAAGAAUGCAUUAAGUGAUGUAAAAUAUGGACCGGAUGAUUUCAAAAUAGAAUAA
This is a messenger RNA of Toxorhynchites rutilus septentrionalis, 564 nucleotides long. RefSeq names its product NAD-dependent protein deacetylase Sirt6-like. Bases 1 to 564 code for a protein of 187 amino acids. Lineage: Eukaryota; Metazoa; Arthropoda; Insecta; Diptera; Culicidae. The record is from RefSeq and is a predicted model, not a curated record. The transcript has 2 exons.